GUGUUCUGUGACCUGGCUGUCAAAUCAACUGGCGCCAACGAAUUUGAAUCGCGGUGCACGCGCAUUGUCCAAGCUUCUUCGUGUUCGCGGGUUUCUAACAGUUACGUUUCGGCCACUUGUAUCCGACGGCGUUUGUGCGCUGUUAGCUUGCUGGCAGUGUUGCAGAGAGGCAGUGCCGAGCGUGCUAGAGUGAACUGGCGGUGCAAUGGAGGGUGACGGCGGCGACUGGGAGCUGUCCAAGGAGAACAUCCAGCCAUUGAGGCAUGGCCGCGCCAUGUCGUCGCUGCAGGCAGCACUGGCUCCACAGUGCCAAGAAAACCUCAGGCAGAUACGACGGGAGUUUGAGGAGGAGCUUAGAACCACAUCUGGGGUCAGCCUGCUGGAUGUAUACCACAGGUAUGUGCUGUGGGUGGAGCAGCACCAUGUGACGGGUGGACAUGGUGUCAACCUGCGGCAGCUGCUUGAGCAGGCCAUUGUGCAGUUCAAGACAAACACUGAGCUCUUCAACGACGAACGCUACGUUGACAUUUGGAUACGCUAUGCUGAGCAGUCGCCAGAGCCCCUGGCCGUGCUCAAGGCAAUGUUUGAGACUGACAUCGGGGUGCGGCAGGCCCACUUCUAUGCCACUUGGGCACAGCAACUGGAAGCAUCUGGAGACACCCGCGGUGCAUCGCGCGUCCUCCAGGGUGGCAUCGAUCGACGUGCUGAGCCCACCAACUUGCUUGAGGGGGCACUGAGGCACCUGGAGGCACGCGUCAGCCGCCAGGUUGCUCUCGAUGUGCAGCAGCAGGGCCAGGAAGCAGCAGCAGCAGUUGGUGGCGCGAGACAGGAUCCUCGACCUGUGCUGGCACCAUUGCGUCCACAGGGCAGGCAGGGCACCGCACCAGUGAUGCGCACAGGGCCCACGGCUAGGCCAGCCGAGCAGCAACAGGGGGGCUUGGCGAUUGUGUCGGCAGGCUCGGCGGUUGGGAACCGAGGCCACACAAAGGUGCGCGUGCGUGCCGACGAAAACGCCCCGCCGGACAGCGCUGCCCUUCUCGUGCAACCCGUCGCCGCCCCGCCCUUUGCACCCACCACCCAGCAGACCAAGGAGAACAGCCGCUCGGCUGGGCCAUGGUCUGGAGUCACGGCAAAGCAGCGUCUGCAGUUGGUGUCUGCCCAGCCGGGCUUUGAGGUCUUGGAGGAGCAAGGCAGUGAGCCACUUCCAUGCACUCCUGCGCUGAUCCCAGGCUCGCGGCAAGCCCUCAGCGAGCGCAAGAAGUCGGCCGACGUCUACAAGGGCAACCGCUUUGACUGCUGGGAGGUCCCACUCUGUCGGCCUGAUCCACCAGACCUGCCCACGCGGCCCAUGUAUGACAAGGCGAGCGUCUACCGGGGCACCACGGAGUUCCAGUUUGAGGAAAUCCGCAUGGCUAGAAUUCGAAUGUGGGAACGUAGGCUGUUGGAGCAGCGGCUGGAGGCCCAGCGAGACCGGUGUGCACAGAUGGAGCUGGAGCGACUUCAGCGCCAGGAGAGAGAGCAGUCCGAACGCGACGAGCAGGUCGAGGCACUCAGGUGUGAGGUGCUGCAGUUGCGCCAGGAGCUGCAGAAGAUGCGUAGCAUGCUCGCCAAGACCAGGAGUGGCACCAGGGACCAUGCCGUGAUGACCAGCAGGAUGGUGAAUCUCGAGCAGAGCAUCCUGGUUGCUGAGCAAUCCAUCCUGGUCAGUCCUUCCUUGGGCAAUGCCCUGAAGGACAGGGCCCCUGGCCAGCCUGAGGAAGCACCACCCGGCACCCCGAGUGUUCACCAGGCGAGCGGGCUUGCGAGUGCUGAAAGUACCCAGAGUGGCACGAGCCUACGCACAGCUGACGUGUCGAACGUCGUGCGCGGCCUCUGGAACUGCACCUUGGCACAAUCGCGCCUGGAUCAGCCAUCACUGAGCCAACAAGAUCGCACGGUGGAAGGAGCAGCAAAUAAUGCAGAGGUCGAGGCACAAACAGAGACCACUCUUGAAGGUGCUGUUGUGGGUGUUGCAGCUACGCCUUUUGAGGUGUUCUGCGAGCCCACCCACACUGGGGGGCUCUCCUGCAGUGCCCAACCUCCACCGACGGGUGCCCUGGUAGACGGCGUCAAUGAUGAGAACAGGCGCCCUGCAGAUUGUGGCCCACCAGAGCCUCCAGUGUGGGCAAAGCCACUUCACCAAAGGGUGCCCUUCGCCGAACUGCCUAUGCAGGAGGAUCAGGCUGUGGACAAUGAUGAGGAUGUCCUGCAGGGUAUCAAACCCUUGGAGGACGAGGAUAAUUUCACCUAUGCAGUAUCCAAGAGCUUUGCCCGCAAGGUGACCUCGACCCCCUGCGCGACGGACCACACGGUGCCCGAGGUGGGUGAGGACUUCACGGUAGGCGGUCUGACUGCACUUGUCCAGGGGGUGGCCAUCUGUGAACCCUCUCCACGUGCCUCAACAGCAUCUGCACAGCCGUGCCUGGUGGAGCCUCUUCUGCAGCCACUGCAGCAAGUGCCGCAGGAACUUUGCAACUUGGAACAUCAGCAGCCCUGCCCUCCUGCUGUGCAACCAGCUGUGGAAUUGCCCCCUGGUGCUGACACUGGCAACAGUGUACCCCUAGCCAAGCGCCGGUUCUCUGUUGCUGCUGCUGCUGGGGACCUGAGCACCAUCCUGGAGUGUAGCAAGGAGGGCAAGUCGAGCAGCAACAGUGGAGGCAGCAGCUGUUCGAGCAGCUCGUCCCAGCACUCGGUGGGCGUGGCCACACUGAGCACCACCACUGGCCGACCCCCGACUGGCGGCAGCUCCACCUUGCCCGCCGUCCAGGAGGAGCCUGACGACGGCUGUGGUGACGUCUCCAUGGCAACGCCAGCACCACAAGAGCAGCAGCAACGUGGCGAGGGGGUAGAGCAAGCAGCGUCGCCUGUGGGUUGCAAGGACCCGUUUUCAGAGGAGGCACGGUGCAGCAUAUUGACCUUGUGGCAGCCACAGCAAAGCGAUCAAGAGCAGCUCCUCGAGUCAUCCGGCAAGCGCCCUGUCCUCAAGGCAGAUGCACAGAUCACUCUGGGUGGCCAGGAGGUGAAGGUGCUCCACCACUUGGCAUCGGGCGCUUAUGCGCGGGUCUAUCUGGCGCUGAUAUUGAACACCGAGGAGACAUACCUGGACGAUGAUGAAAGUUUUGAAGCACCUUCCCAGACGAAGGUUGUGCUGAAGGCGGACAACAGCAGAACCAGUGCCUGCUGGGAGACCUACAUCUGCUGCGAACUGCGUCGACGUUUCAACGAGGCCUUUUCGGGGGCACCUGCGAAUUGUGUGGUAGACUUGCAACUAGCCUGCUUCUUCAACAAUGGCGCCAUCCUGGUGUUCCCGUACGGCCCCUAUGGAACACUUUUGGAUCUGGUGGGCCGGUACCGGAAGCAAGGCCGCGGCUGCAUUCCCGAGUGCCUGGUGCUCUACUUUGCCCUCGAGUUGAUCACCACCCUGCAACAGGUGCACUUGUGUGGCAUCAUCCACGCAGAUGUGAAGCCUGACAAUGUCGUCAUCAUUGACCUCCCAAGCAAGGCAGGCUUCCUCGACCGAUUUACUGAGGAGGGGACCAGGUGCCUGCAGUUGAUUGACUUUGGACGUGCCAUCGACAUGAGCCAGCUGCCCCCUGGCACAACAUUCACCAACACAGUGACAACAGAUGGCUUUGUCUGCACCGAGAUGCGCGACGGUCGCCCGUGGACCUUCCAGACUGACUGGUUUGGCCUUCUGGGAUGCCUGCACGUGCUCUUGUUCGGAGACUACAUGGAAGUCGAGAAGAUGCCCACUGGCACCUGGAGCAUCCGACGCAAGUUCAAAAGGUACUGGCAACAGGACCUGUGGAAUCGCCUCUUCUCGACCCUCCUCAACGUUCCCAGCUGCUCGAUUCAGCCAGACCUCACACCUUUUGCGCUGGAGAUCCAGAGCCUGUUGCGGAACAGGUCACGUGCGCACGAUGUGGUUGUGGAAGCUCUGCGGGCCAAGAACAUUUAAUUACUUUAACCCUUUCCUAACUCACAGUAAAUUUUUAACACUGACUUCGUACAAAAGAGCUUGUCUCAGUCUCAAUUACAAAGACUGAGAGUCUGUUGUGCAUAGCAUUUUAUUCCAAUUAAUGUGAAUACCAUUUUACAUGUGCCAGUUUUCAUCCUACUUUAAGUCCAUGUGACUAUUUGCAAUGGGUUUUAUUGUGUUUCUUUUAAGAUAUUUUAUUCGCUGUGUAUUUUACUAAGCCCUCCCUUCUGUUUUCUUUUUGAAUAAAGUAAACACUACUUAGUAUUCAAACUCGGUUAAGUAUUUUUUUUUAUUUUUAGCAUGCUUACUAGAGAGUGACAGCAUAGGGCGGCAUGGUGUCAGCAGUCAUUUUAUGUGUCAAUCAGAAAAUUUUGCAAAUUUUGUUUUGAUUACCUCGCCGCCGUGGUUAAGAGAUGCUCGAGGGCAUUGGAAGCACAUUCAAUAUUCUGCAAUCCUAACGUCCAUCAUUUUUUACUGCACCAUAGAUUUCUACUCGGAAGUAGUUUACAGCAUCACUUGCAUAGCGUAGCACGGUGCGCUGCACAUCGUAUGGAUGUCUUAGUGUAUUUGUGCCAUAAUAAAACAAAGAAUGUGUCUGUAACUACUAGAACGUUUCUCAUCUAUGCUUAUAACUUUUUAGACCAGAAAUGUUGUAAAUGUGUACAUACCAUGUGUACAGGUGCUCCUUUGUGUUAAAUAAACUUUUAUAACAUUUUACAGCA
Molecule: messenger RNA, 4740 nt
Organism: Dermacentor andersoni
Lineage: Eukaryota; Metazoa; Arthropoda; Arachnida; Ixodida; Ixodidae
Biological process (GO): meiotic sister chromatid cohesion, centromeric; protein phosphorylation; mitotic spindle assembly checkpoint signaling
Cellular component (GO): nucleus
Molecular function (GO): ATP binding; protein kinase activity
Source: RefSeq, a predicted model, not a curated record